AUGGCCGAAUUAGAUCCCCAGCGAAGGAAUCCGCGGAGAGAAGCAAGAAAAAGACAGGGCUCAAGUCCACACCGCUCUCAAAGCCCUAAUAGACAGAGGCGGAAGAUGGAUCCUCAGGUUCUCGAAGAUCGCAUAAGGGAGCAAGACAAACUAGAUAAAAGGCAAAAAGAAGAAAAAAGGAGUCGGAGACAGAGAAGCAGGAUUCGAAGCAGAGAAAGUCGAAGAAGACGAAGACAGAGAAGGAAUAUUCGAAGAAAAAGAAGAGCAGUGAAGAAGAAAGACGAGUUAAAAGACGAACUUCUCAGGAUGAUGAUGAUGGUUCUAAGUCGGAGGAAGAACAAUUGCGUGACCAAAGAGAGGGAUGCAGCAGCAACAAGGAAACUAGCUGAGCCAAAAUUAACACAGAAGGAGGAAGAAGAAGCUGUUCAGAGAUCUAAUGCUUUGGAGGAAGAUGGCAUUGGAGCUAUAAGGAAAGUUUCAAGGCAAGAGUAUUUGAAGAAACUAAAGGAGCUUAGAGAUUAUAUAGAAGACGAGCAAUAUCUAUUUGAUGGUGUAAAAUUGACUAAAGCAGAAUAUCGUGAACUGAGUUGA
This is a messenger RNA of Camellia sinensis, 591 nucleotides long. Lineage: Eukaryota; Viridiplantae; Streptophyta; Magnoliopsida; Ericales; Theaceae. The record is from RefSeq and is a predicted model, not a curated record.